AUGUCGCUGACGAGGGCCUUAAGAGACAAGGUACGCUCUCUAGAGGCAGCUAAUAGUAAGUUGGAGCUGCAGAUCAAGGAGUUCUACGAGAUGAGAUCACCGACUCACAAGAAGGACCUCAGUGGGUUCCAUACCACCAUCUCAGACAACCUCAACCAGAUCCAAGCCAGGUCUGUGGAGAACUCUCAGAUGAUCCUGCAGGUGGAUAAUGCCAGACAUGCAGCUGAUGUCUUCAAGAUGAAGUUAGAGAUUGAGGGUAACAUGCGUAUGAAGAUAGAAGGGGAUGUGGCUCGUCUGAGAGGAGUCCUGUACAGCUUUACACUCACCAGAGCAGAACUGGAGAUACAGAUUGAGGGGCUGAAGGAGGAGCUGAUCUACCUCAGGAAGAACCACGAGGAGGAGAUGCAGUUGAUGCGGACGCUGCAUUGUGGUGCUGUGAAUGUGGAGAUGGACUGUGCUUCCUCAGUGGACAUGAGCAAGGUGCUGGAGGAGAUGAGGACCCAGUAUGAGGGCAUGAUAACGAAGAACCAGAGAGAUGCUGCCAAGCGGCUUGAGAGCAAGGUGGAGGUGCUUCAGAACCAGAUCACCACCAGCACCACAGAGGUGAAGACCUCUCAGUCUCAGGUGACUGACCUGAAGAGGACCUUCCAGAGCCUGGAGAUUGAACUGCAUGGCCUGCUUACUCAGAAGGGGUACCUGGAGCAGAGCGUCGUUGAUAUAAACGGCCGCCACGGCUCCCAGCUGAGCCAGCUGCAGGUUUUUAUCAACAGCAUGGAGGAGGAGCUGCAGCAGCUCAACGUCAGCAUCCAGCAGCAGGCCUCUGAGUACCAGAUCCUCCUGGACAUCAAGAUGAGGCUGGAGAUGGAGAUCGCUGAGUACAGGAGGCUGCUGGAUGGAGAGGGACUCAGGGCAGCCAAAGUGUUCCCGACUGUGCCCCUCAAAAACCUAGCUGCCAUUCACAUGUAG
Molecule: messenger RNA, 966 nt
Organism: Oncorhynchus kisutch (coho salmon)
Lineage: Eukaryota; Metazoa; Chordata; Actinopteri; Salmoniformes; Salmonidae
Product: keratin, type I cytoskeletal 16-like
Exons: 8
Coding region: 1-966 (321 amino acids)
Cellular component (GO): cytoskeleton
Molecular function (GO): structural molecule activity
Source: RefSeq, a predicted model, not a curated record